Acanthamoeba castellanii str. Neff is the source of this 945-nucleotide messenger RNA. RefSeq lists its product as uncharacterized. Gene Ontology annotation, biological process: peptidyl-lysine methylation. Gene Ontology annotation, molecular function: protein-lysine N-methyltransferase activity. Lineage: Eukaryota; Discosea; Longamoebia; Acanthamoebidae. The transcript is spliced from 6 exons. Bases 1 to 945 code for a protein of 314 amino acids. Gene Ontology annotation, cellular component: cytoplasm. The record is from RefSeq and is a predicted model, not a curated record.
AUGGAGGUGGUUCCUUCUCCCUCACCGACGGUGUUGGAAGACCCACCACUGGUCCCCCAAGCGGAGGCGAAAGUAGCGAACAUCGAUGAAGUAGUGGACAUAUGGGACGACUGCCACCUUUACGAACACAGGCUGCUCACCUACCGCAGCUCCCUUCCGCGACACGCCCUCACCCCCCUCGCUGACCAGCAAUCUCAAGAAGAUGACGAAAAUCGAGAAGUUGCAGAGGCAUCGAAGAUCGAUCCAACGUCAUCCACGUCUGCUACUGGAGGCGACGACCACCAAGAGCUGCAGCCGGCUCGGGAGGACGUGGGGGAGCUGCUGACGAUAGAACUGUACCAGCACCAGACCUCCUUCCGAGCACUCAACACCGUUGGGCUCACCGUGUGGAAGAGUAGCGUGGCGCUGGCGCGGUUUCUGGAGGAGCUGUGGCGGCAGGAGGGACCCUCCUUCCUGGUGGGGAAGCGCGUCAUCGAACUAGGAUCUGGUUGCGGCUUGACGGGCAUCCUUGCCACUCUUCUCGGUGGGCACACGACGUUCACGGACAUGGAGAGCGUGUUGCUGUGGACCAAUAGGAACGUGGAGCACAACCUGGACCCCUUCAAACACACCUACAGGCUCAAGGAGCUGCACUGGGGCAGAACGGAGCUGGCCGCCUUUCAGCCGGGAUUCGACAUCGUCCUCGGCGCCGACCUCAUCUACUCGCCUAAGGUGGUGAUGGCACUUCUCAACACGCUCCACGGAGUGUCGCGACCCGACAGUCGAGUGCUGGUGGCCUUUGAGAACCACAACCCCACCGCUACCAAGUUGUUCCUCGCUCACCUUCCUCGAUACUUCGACACUGUCCUGCGAAAAGACGACAUUGAGUCGGUGGAAGGCGAUGCCUUCCAGAACUUCCUCCACGACUACAGCGACGACACCGACAGCGACUACGACAGCGACUGA